Messenger RNA from Myzus persicae (green peach aphid), 2153 nucleotides. Its product is annotated as vacuolar protein sorting-associated protein 62. The coding region runs from base 464 to 1723 and encodes 419 amino acids. Lineage: Eukaryota; Metazoa; Arthropoda; Insecta; Hemiptera; Aphididae. The record is from RefSeq and is a predicted model, not a curated record. The transcript is spliced from 5 exons.
UCGUGCCGGUACCUUCGAUCGCGCGAUAUACACUCUCUCAGACAAUAUAUUGUUAAUAUUUUUAUUGCACAGAAAUCGUUAAUAUAAGAUUCCGCAAAUAUAUCGUUAAAUAACAAUAAUACGGAAUUUUUGCGCGCACCACCCAAAAUCCGUUCUCGCGGCCGGUCGAGUUUUCGCUCGCUUGCCAUACCGCUGACCGUAAUAUACCCAACGAAAUAUGUUGUCAUGUUAUACAUAAUAACAAUAUACUACAACCGCAAUAGAUCGUAAUCUAUUCACACGUGACAGUGACCGAACCACCGACGUCGGAAACGCGAAUCGAAAAUCGUGGUACACCAUAAUUCAUAAUACAUUUUCGCUAUCGUGCCCACGACGCGAUCGCCGCGACCGAUGUGAACUUUGCUGGCUAUGACUUUGGUCGUCGACUACCACGGUUGGUUCAGUGGUGGUGGCGGCGGUCUUGAUGCACCGGACAGGGUGCAAGUCCGCGUUCUCGCGAAUCGGCGACGCCGUCAGCGGUCCGUUGCUGUUUCUGUUGCUAUUGCUGGUGUCCUUGCUCCAGCUGUCGGUUGGGACGACGGCCACGGCGACCGAGUCGGGCACGACCGAUCGUUGGCGACCGCAAAGGUUUGGCGGCGGUGGAGUCAUCGACGACCGCGACGAACGGUUGCAGGACAACGAGAUUGUCGAAGACCAUCACGCGAAACCGUCAGCUCCUCUGUCACCCGUCGAACCCUUUUUCGACUAUGCAGCUUCCCUUUACAUGGAGAAGAUGGUCCGCCGCUGGGCUCCUCUUAUAUGGUUGGCACCGGACGAACAAUUCCUGCCUGGUUCCGUGACCGAUUUCUUGAAUCACGUGACGCCUAAGCCACGUAGCCUAUCCAUCGACGCUCAGCAACACUCUAAAGUGCCCAUGGGCCCGGAUUCGCAGUCGUGGUUUUUAGUCACCAAGUCCGAAGUCGAACAACUGUUGGAAAACACUACUUCCGUAUUAUACGGACAAAACCCGAACACAACCAACGUGCCCAUCUACGCGCACGUCACUCAAUGCGGUCUUAAAAAUUUUCACGUGUCGUAUUGGCUGUUUUUCCCGUUCAGUCAGGGCAAGCCGAUAUGUACACUGGACAUGGGCUUGCUCGGCCCGCUACCGUUGCCGGUCUUCAACAACAGGUGUUUCGGCACCCUCAAAGAGUACGGCAGCCAUGUCGGAGACUGGGAACACAUGAGUCUCAUGUUUAACGGUUACGACGAACCGGAAGAAAUGUACGUGUCUGUGCACGACGCUGGCGCCUUUUACCGGUUCGACCGGAAUCUGCGAAAGUUCGUUUUCAACCGACAAGAGGUGCGUAAAGGAUUUUUGCAAAAACCCAAAUUUCCCGAAGUGGUGCACUUGACAGACGAGGGCAAUCAUCCGGUGCUGUUCGCGGCCAAGGGAUCUCACGGCCUAUGGACCGCUCCAGGUAAACAUAAAUACGUGCGCAUACCGCGGUUGUACGACGACAGCGGCUACGGAUUUCCGUGGAAAACUUGGCUGAAAGUCGACGUGUUGAACUCGUCGAAAAAACUUCCCAUCUGGAUGCAGUAUUACGGAAAAUGGGGAAAUCAGCGCAGCAAAUGUCAUCCGCUUUCCAAAAUGGGCUUGCAGAUCUGUCAGUUCACCGACGGGCCGACGGGUAUACCGAUGAAGCGGCAUGAUUUCCGAUGUCAAAACGCGACCAACUAACCACGAUGGUAUACUGGUGCAGACAGGAAGAGAAAUUCGCUGGACGGCUGCGAUGAAUAUCAACCAUGACCUAGCCGGCUUUCGUGCGGCAGAACGUGUUUUGGGUCAAUGUGUAUCACUGUGCUGCAUUGUAUCGUUAUUGUUUUUUUUUCAUCGUCAUUAUUAUUAUUAUUGUUUAACUACACUAAACGUGAUGGGUCUCAGUAGUUUUAAGGACCUAAAAAAUCGAUAUUGCAGUAUUGCGUAUAUAUGAAUAUGUUAUUAUUAUGCAUUUAACGUAUUGAGUGAAAGUAGGACUGGCCGAUUCUCGGAUUUCCUGAGACAAAUUUGGUUUCUUUUCACGUAUAAAUUAUCUAUUUGUAUAUUAUUUUAUAUGCACGUAAAUGAUCGAUGUCUGUGUUAUGUAAAUAAAAAUAAUGAACAUUUAUGA